This is a messenger RNA of Camelina sativa (false flax), 1508 nucleotides long. Lineage: Eukaryota; Viridiplantae; Streptophyta; Magnoliopsida; Brassicales; Brassicaceae. The record is from RefSeq and is a predicted model, not a curated record.
AUUUCUGACUUGGGCAAAACACUCAACAGUCGAAUAGAUGCUUUGGAGAGUAAAUUUGAAACAUUCGUUGAAAAAAAAAUGACGGUGUUCAAAGAGGAGAUGGGUGAGAGGAUUAAAGCAUUGGAGAAAGAAAGAAAAGAGCCUAAAGACGCUGAUGUACGGAAUGAUGCCACUUCGCACACCAUUAACGAUGAUGAGGGAACAAGUAAAGCACCUUCAUGGAUUGUUGAGAUGAAGCAGACAUCACAAGAUGAAUUUCCAGUUCAAAGGGUGGUGAGGAAGGAAUCUGUGAAGGUUGGGAAGAAGGAAACUUCCAAGAAAAAGAAGAUUACUGGUCUUGCUUCUGACGAUGUUGAGGAUAUCACUACCCAAGUUCAGAAAGCUAAAUUGAAAAUAGCUUCCAGUUCUGAAGAUACAUGGUCCAACAAGGAGGAUCAGUUGGUACAUAAAAAACUUGAGGUGACAUUAAACCGCCUUGGAGAGGCUUUGACGAAGUUGGAUGGACCUGGACCUUCGAAGACUUCUAGACGCGUGCCCCAGUUGGCAGGAUCGCAGAAGUAUCCUUACCUUGGUAACUCGACAGUCAAGCGGAUCAUUACAGAGGGUGAUAAUGUGUUAGGCGAUCAUCUUAAGCCUGUAGAUGAUGAGAAACAUCAGAGACUUCUGGAUUUUCUCAGCCUUGACAAGGAAGAGCCACUUAGCACCAGCAACGCAGCUGUGAGAUUCUAUUGGAAAAUUAUGACUCCAAGGAAACAUUGGCCAAGCUAUGACUAUGGAUGGUUGACAGAACAUCACAUGGGUUGUGCAAUGGCUAUGUUCCGGCGAAGAUAUAUGCGUGAGCCUUGUCCGUAUCCUAAAGAGCGCAUAGCUUUCUUAGACCAAGAUCUGAUGACUACAUUGAAGAAGGACUACAUACAGUUUGAUAUGGGGCCUAAGAAUUUUGUGUUUCGGGAUUCCUAUGUGAAACACGUUUUUGGUGAAUAUCCUGAGGAGUCAGCUACGAACAAGAAGUGGUGGAUUGAUGUGGAUAACUUAUACGCUUGUCUUUUUGUCAAUGGGAACCAUUGGGUGGCUUUGGAUAUUGACUUGCGAGGUAAGAAGAUUCACAUCUAUGAUAGCAUACCAACCUUGGUGAAUGACGAACAAAUGGCCAUUGCAUGUUUGCCUUUAAGGCGAAUGAUUCCUGCGAUGUUAAGUGACAUGAUUCCUGAGACAAACCGUAAAAAGAGCAGAGCAAUGUUGGAAUUGAGAAGGGUGAAGAAAAAUGUUCCUCGGAAUGAAAAUCCAGGUGAUUGUGGUGUGUAUGCUCUUAAGUACAUUGAAUGUUUAGCUCUUGGGAAAACAUUUGAUGGGCUUUGCGAUGAGAACAUGUUGGCUCUUCGGAUUAAGCUUGCAGCGGAAUUAUACGACGAAGUCAGAGAAUUAGCCAUACCAGCUAAUAUGACUGAUUCAUAUCCUCGAGCUAAAGCUAUUAUCAUCCCUUCCCUAGUUGAUGAGUCCUUGUAGAC